AUGGCCUCCUCUUGCAGCACCUCUUUAUUAGCCCCUUCAUUUCCUAUGAAAAUCGUUCCAUACGUUCCUCGGGCGCCCAAGCCCAAGCCAAAAUCCAAGGUCAAAUCAACGGCUACAACCAAGACGGCAGAGCACAGCCGUUCAGGAGUUGGCUCCUUUGAAGAUGAUGGAGAAUGGUUCCAUAUCGACGAUUUCCCAAGGCCGAACUCAGAUGCAUCGCGCUCGCUCGACCCGGCAGUACCUGCUCUGCUCGGAGCUGCAGAUGCUUCUGACGUGGUCGGUGGUCUCAGUGGCGCCUCUGAAUUAGAGAAGCCUGAGCAUUACCAGUCUGGCCGGGAAUCGCUUAAUAGAGGGACGGACUACGCUACAAGCGUUGAGAAGGUGAAUUUGGCUGUGAACGGUUUUUUUGACGGAAGCAGUCGAAAGCACCACAGCACGCAAGUCAAACUUAGCCACGGUUACCACGCGGCUGCUAGCACCGAAGGAUACCGUGCUGGAGAGCAUGGCGACGCAACUAGCAUGCGCGCCCUCUCCGUGGGGGAUAUGGAGGGUAUUCGUCAUGAGCCAUCGCUGGCAGAGGACGAAUCCCCUUUUGGCGACGUCGACAUGACGAGCAGAUCGCCGUUAACAUGCAAACGAACGCACCGUUUAUCUGUUGACACGAUAAUCUCCUCGGCGGAAGUGCCGGACUUUACGUCAGAACCGGAGCUGGAAGACUCUCGUUUGGCAAAGCGGCAAAGGUCUGAGCUACAGGCAGAGAGCCUUAUGCUCGAUCAUGUGCCUAAACCUAGGCCAACGCACCUGCCGACUCCCAACAGCCUAAAUUGCCGUUCCAGAGCUAGCAAUGAGCCUAGUCCUGGCCCUCUUGACAGCGACGGCCAAGGCGGUGGUGCCGGAAGACUAGUCCCGCACCCAAACAACCUUGAUGGAGACACUGGCGACGAUGGCGCACAUGCUCGGGGGACAGUCGAGGAGCUGCUCCAUUCCUCUCCCUUCGAAGGAGUAGAGAGUGAUCAAGACAUCGAUCUAGGUUUAGAGAGGCGUGAAAAGAAUAGAAAAGGCAGUGAUGAUGAAGCUGGGGAAAGCCACGAGGACGAACUCGGCCAGGUCGAUAGGUGUCCAGUAGACUUUCGAACGGAUAGCACGACUUGGUCUUGCUCCCCACGAACAUCCCCUCCAGGAACGAAGGCUGGAGGUGGAGGCCAUGGACCCAACGCCAACAUGGUAUAUCAGAUAACCGAUCUCACGCAUUAUUAUGUGCCAGAGGCUUGUCGACUGCGACAGCGACUGUGCGUUGCACCCAGUAUCACAAGCUCCUCAGUGGUAAAGGCAAAGUCAUCCGCAUGGCACAGCGAUCGCCGGAUUCAUGGAUGCUACUGGGGUACCGAUAUGGCGAUGGUGCGUCAGGCGUAUGUACCCGCGAAAGCCCGACGCUGCUCAAUGCAAGCAGUCCCCUCAGUAAUGCUGCCAGUCAUGGCACCGACUGCCCAGACGGCAGGGACUAAGAGUACGAGGAUGGAGAGGAAGGCCCAGGCGAAUACAGAUCUCAUGCUGCUAGUAGUGGCCAGCGACUCGGCAGAGACGAUAUGCGCUUCCGCAAACGAACGCAUGUACCGUGGUUGGAGUCGGACGAACUGCGGUUACUCGCGUACAAGGACAUGGAUAUGAAGUGGAAGGAUA
Mytilinidion resinicola is the source of this 1680-nucleotide messenger RNA. RefSeq lists its product as uncharacterized. The coding region runs from base 1 to 1668 and encodes 555 amino acids. The record is from RefSeq and is a predicted model, not a curated record. Lineage: Eukaryota; Fungi; Ascomycota; Dothideomycetes; Mytilinidiales; Mytilinidiaceae. The transcript has 6 exons.